Molecule: messenger RNA, 3246 nt
Organism: Clonostachys rhizophaga
Lineage: Eukaryota; Fungi; Ascomycota; Sordariomycetes; Hypocreales; Bionectriaceae
Source: the annotation of a GenBank genome assembly
AUGCCUAUCCCGUUUUCAAUCGUAUGCGAGCUCCUUGACGAAGCAUACGCAUUAUGUCUGUCAAGAAAAGACCACAAGGCUGCUGUGCGUAGUUGGUUCCAACACCACCGGGAUCGUAUCAACGCCCACGAUGCCAGUCUCAGCGCUCUUUUGUCAACUCUUCUGCCUGGAAUGAGGUCAGACCGUGUCUACUGUAUCCAAGCAACGAGAUUGGAAAAAAUUAUCGCCCGAGGCUUGUGCCUUGGAUCGUCUCGUGUGGCUGAGCUCACGAGGUACAGAAGUAGCGGCAACGACGUGGAUCUGGCAGAUUGUGUUGAAAGGGUGCUUUCAAUAACUCCAAAUUGUGUUCCCUGCGGGUACGAGAUUACCGUCGAGGAAAUAGACGAGCUGCUUCAUUCCUAUGCGGCCGGUAUCAAAUGGAGCUCCCCUUCUGUCAGGGCUACCAGCAGCCUAUUGACCCAGCGUAACCAGCGGGACUUGGAGCAAGUAUACGGCCGCUUGACGCCUCUUGAGGGGAAAUGGUUUACGAGGCUGGUGCUCAAAACCUUUGAGCCUCUCAUAUUUGAAUCCAACCAGGUGUUUCGUGAAUGCCACCCCAGGCUCCCUCUUGCACUCAAGGUUCGGGAAGAUUUCUCUGCUGCCCUUGAGUUGGUGCAAUCUUGCAAAGGAACCUUUCCCUCACGCCAGACUGAGAGGAAGACUACCGGUGACUACUUGAUAUCCAAGUUUGUGCCUCAGAUUGGAACCAAGAUUGGGAGACAGACGUGGGCCAAGGGCCGUAGUAUCAAGCAUUGCCUUGAUCUUGGCCAUGGGCGAGUGAGCGUGGAGUACAAAGCAGAUGGGGAAUAUUGCCAAAUACACAUCGACUUAUCCAAAGGACAUGACAAUCUGAAAAUAUUCUCCAAGAGCGGCAAAGAUAGCACUGAAGAUCGCGAGAAGCUGCACAGCGUCAUUAAAAGUUCGCUGAAUAUUGGGAAACCAAACUGCCAGUUUCAGAAAUCGUGUAUUCUGGAAGGCGAGUUAUUAGUUUACUGCGACUUGGAGAAAAAGAUCCUACCGUUCCACAGAAUCCGGAAUCACGUCACAAGGCGGGGACGUUUCUUGGAUACCGAUGCCGAUGACAGGGUUACACCGCAUGAGCAUUUGAUGAUUCUCUAUUACGAUGUUCUCCUCAUUGACGACAGGCCUUUGCUCCACGUCCGCCAUUCAGAGAGGUUCCAGCUUCUCUCGUCUAUUGUGGAAUGUCAACAAGGGUAUGCCGAGCUUGUGUCGAGGGAGCUUGUUGACUUUGACCGCCCCCUGGCUGCCUCUAAUCUGAGGAAUAUAUUUGCCAAGACGAUCACUCGGAAAGAAGAGGGCCUGGUGCUGAAGAUGGACAUACCCUAUUUUGACUUCUUCGGUGGCUCUAGCACUUUCGCUCCACAAUGCAUAAAAUUAAAGAAGGAGUAUAUCGGCACAUUCGGGGAGGUUGGAGACUUCUCCGUUGUGGGCGCAGGUUACGAUCCAAAUAAAGCGAAGCAAUACAAGAUUGUCAACUUGAAAUGGACACACUUUUAUCUCGGCUGUUUAACCAACCGAGAGGAAGUAAAGCAGUGGUCACAUAAGCCUAAAUUCACAGUUGUGAAGGUGGUGGAGAUCAAUGAAACACUCCUCAAAUCAGUGGUUCAGUUUGGCAACCCGAUGGCAAUACCCCACAACGAGAACACGCAGACAGAACUCCUGAUACAACCUGGUCUCGAGCUUAGCCCGAAGCUCACGGUGGCUUUUACAAACCCCUUGGUUUUUGAUAUGAGGUGCUUCAAUUUCGACAAAGAUGGCAAUACGGGGUUUUGGAGUUUGCGUUUUCCGGCUGUCUCAAAGGUACAUUUUGACAGGGAUUGGAUGGACUGUGUUGCUUUCGAUGAGCUGCAGGAGAUGGCACUAAAGAGCACCACAGCCCCGGACUUGCCGGAUAGUCAGGAGAACCUUGAAUGGAUCGCAAAGCUGGAGGGCGCUGAUCCCCGAGGAAUUGCGGUGGAUGCUGUCAGCCAGCAGACUACCACUACUGCUUCUGGACCUUCACAAGGCCAGUCUUUUCAGUCGCUCAGGCAAUCCACACCGCAACUGUCAUUUAAGAAUAGGGUAGCAGAUUUUGCGGUCACGGAGCAGCAGAACAGCGUGGGCUUGUCCUUUUCAAGUCUGCGAGGCCAUGAGCAGGGUAAUGGCGAGCAUUUAUCUGAGACCCAAACCACAACCAAUGUGUCACAGAAGCAAGAGUCGAUAGACUGUCGAAGUGAUCAACAAGGUAGCCAAACUAAAAGGCAUUCACAAAAUAUUAAUAUCCAAGAUGGGCGCCCUUCACCUCCCAAGAGGCAUAAGCCGAUAGUGGGAGCAGAAGACUCGAUUGACCCAUCAUCACAAGGCGGCAAAGGACAGCAGAGCAGGAACCCUUUAGGAGAUAUCAGCGGCAACCACUCACAGGCUAGGACAAUUAUAUCCAUCUCAAGCCAGGAAACCGAGAUAAAUAAACCAGAAGUGAUUGAUCUCACUUUAUCUCCUGAAAUACAUCCUCUCUCCAAGGACGCGGGGAAACAUCGUGGACUUGACAUUUCGGCUAUCGAGGAGUACAAGUUAGGCCCACCGACGUCAGCAAUCGAUGGGCAUUCAUCUACACCAUCGCAAGAUGUUGAACAAAAUCCUAGCGCGAGCCCAGAACAAGGCAUAAAUGCUCCAAGAUCACAUGAGGGCGAAAAAGAGGGGGGCAAUAUUGGUAGUCAAAGCCUUCAGCCAACCUUUGAUACGACUUCUGCAACUGUACCGACGCAAAGCGAAACAGAUUUAUGCAUAUAUGCCGCUCGAGACUGCAAAUUCUCCAAUACUUCCGUUAUUCUUGCACCAUCCCUCCACGGUGGCGACUUGGAGGUGUCUAGACUUCUCAAAAACCACGGGGUUCAGAAUGUUAUUGUCGACAUCGAAAGAUGGUUGAAGGACAGCCAGGAGCUGCUGGAGACCACGCCCUAUAAAAUACCACAACCAGAAACCAUUAUAUUGGUGGAUAGCAUAGCGAACGGCACAGAGAUGGAUGGUGUUCUUUCGCGCAUAGAGGAGAGUCGGAAAACGCUUCCCAGCGACCGGCGCCGUUGGAUAAGGAUUUAUGAUUGGCACGUUCUCAAGUACGUUUCUAUCCUUGAAGAUGAGACGAUCACGAAGAAAUAUUAUGAUGGCUUUAGCGAUCCUUGGACACGGUGGUAUUGCGGACUAGUGUAG